AUGCCCCUUGAGUUGUCCCCACUUGCAGAUUUGCUCUUGGCGAGGUCUGUUGUCGUAGCGCUUAUUGGCAGCCUCUGCUUGUGGGCUUUGAGCACGUGCUUCGUGAAUGCCCCGGCCACCGAACGCGAGACGUCGGUGGCCAUGAGGGCUGGGUAUUUCCCGGUCGGCAACGCGAAGCAGACAGCCCCUUAUGGCGAGCGCGAUCCUCUGCCCAAGGGCUAUGGCAUCCGCACGGGGCUUUCGGACCUGUUGAAGCCAUUGAAUGCUGAGGCAGGUGUGGUGGCCAAGGAGGACAGCAUCCCGACCGUCCUUGUGAUGCUUAUGGGCAUUGUGCUGCUUUUCCUUUUCUACCUGCUUCUGUUGCUCAUUGACAACCAGUCCGUGCUGCUGCCUCCUGAGGAUGAGUUUGAUGAGUACGUGGCGAACUUCUUGCCCUAUUUCUUCUUCGGUGAGAAGUCUGUUGUCGUAGCGCUUAUUGGCAGCCUCUGCUUGUGGGCUUUGAGCACGUGCUUCGUGAAUGCCCCGGCCACCGAACGCGAGACGUCGGUGGCCAUGAGGGCUGGGUAUUUCCCGGUCGGCAACGCGAAGCAGACAGCCCCUUAUGGCGAGCGCGAUCCUCUGCCCAAGGGCUAUGGCAUCCGCACGGGGCUUUCGGACCUGUUGAAGCCAUUGAAUGCUGAGGCAGGUGUGGUGGCCAAGGAGGACAGCAUCCCGACCGUCCUUGUGAUGCUUAUGGGCAUUGUGCUGCUUUUCCUUUUCUACCUGCUUCUGUUGCUCAUUGACAACCAGUCCGUGCUGCUGCCUCCUGAGGAUGAGUUUGAUGAGUACGUGGCGAACUUCUUGCCCUAUUUCUUCUUCGGUGAGAAGUCUGUUGUCGUAGCGCUUAUUGGCAGCCUCUGCUUGUGGGCUUUGAGCACGUGCUUCGUGAAUGCCCCGGCCACCGAACGCGAGACGUCGGUGGCCAUGAGGGCAGCCCCUUAUGGCGAGCGCGAUCCUCUGCCCAAGGGCUAUGGCAUCCGCACGGGGCUUUCGGACCUGUUGAAGCCAUUGAAUGCUGAGGCAGGUGUGGUGGCCAAGGACAACGUUUCGCCCCUCCUUGCGAUGCUGCUUUUCAUUCUCUACCUGCUUUUGGUGCUCAUUGACCAGCAGUCCGCGCUGCUGUUUGCUGAGGAUGAGUUUGAUGAGUACGUGGCGAACUUCUUGCCCUAUUUCUUCUUCGGUGAGAAGUCUGUUGUCGUAGCGCUUAUUGGCAGCCUCUGCUUGUGGGCUUUGAGCACGUGCUUCGUGAAUGCCCCGGCCACCGAACGCGAGACGUCGGUGGCCAUGAGGGCUGGGUAUUUCCCGGUCGGCAACGCGAAGCAGACAGCCCCUUAUGGCGAGCGCGAUCCUCUGCCCAAGGGCUAUGGCAUCCGCACGGGGCUUUCGGACCUGUUGAAGCCAUUGAAUGCUGAGGCAGGUGUGGUGGCCAAGGAGGACAGCAUCCCGACCGUCCUUGUGAUGCUUAUGGGCAUUGUGCUGCUUUUCCUUUUCUACCUGCUUCUGUUGCUCAUUGACAACCAGUCCGUGCUGCUGCCUCCCGAGGAUGAGUUUGAUGAGUACGUGGCGAACUUCUUGCCCUAUUUCUUCUUCGGUGAGAAAUAA
Messenger RNA from Effrenium voratum, 1641 nucleotides. The record is from the annotation of a GenBank genome assembly. NCBI's taxonomy places the organism in Eukaryota, Dinophyceae, Suessiales, Symbiodiniaceae.